This is a messenger RNA of Acipenser ruthenus (sterlet), 2044 nucleotides long. RefSeq names its product adenosylhomocysteinase A. The coding region runs from base 127 to 1425 and encodes 432 amino acids. Gene Ontology annotation, cellular component: cytosol. Gene Ontology annotation, molecular function: adenosylhomocysteinase activity. NCBI's taxonomy places the organism in Eukaryota, Metazoa, Chordata, Actinopteri, Acipenseriformes, Acipenseridae. The transcript is spliced from 10 exons. The record is from RefSeq and is a predicted model, not a curated record. Gene Ontology annotation, biological process: L-methionine cycle.
UGAACAGCGCACUUAAAGCCGCGGGAGGAUCCACUGUCUCUUCUCUUUGCUAGUACAGUGCUGUUGCUGGCGGCCUGGGAGAGUAAGUGCAUUUCAGUCUGUAUCUCCCGCUCAUUCAACAUCAACAUGUCCGAAAAACUGCCUUUCAAAGUCGCUGACAUCAGCAUGGCGGAGUGGGGCCGCAAGGCUGUGGAGAUGGCGGAGAACGAGAUGCCUGGUCUGAUGAGGAUGCGGGAGAUGUACGGGGAGUCGAAGCCCCUGAAGGGAGCGCGCAUUGCCGGCUGCCUCCACAUGACCCUCCAGACCGCCGUGCUGAUCGAGACCCUGACGGCCCUGGGGGCUGAGGUUCAGUGGUCCAGCUGCAACAUUUUCUCCACCCAGGAUCACGCGGCCGCAGCCAUUGCCAAGACUGGCGUUCCUGUGUACGCCUGGAAGGGAGAGACGGACGAGGAGUACAUCUGGUGCAUUGAACAGACCAUCUAUUUCCAGGAUGGGAAGCCACUCAACAUGAUCCUGGAUGAUGGAGGGGACCUUACCAACAUGGUGCACAAGAAGUACCCCAAGCUCCUCCCAGGAAUCAAGGGGAUUUCUGAAGAGACCACCACAGGAGUUCACAACCUGUACAAGAUGUUGAAAAAUGGAGAGCUCAAAAUCCCAGCCAUCAAUGUGAACGAUUCAGUGACAAAGAGUAAGUUUGAUAACCUGUACGGCUGCCGCGAGUCUCUGAUCGACGGAAUCAAGCGCGCCACGGACGUGAUGAUAGCGGGGAAGGUGGCAGUGGUGGCGGGGUACGGAGACGUGGGGAAGGGGUGUGUGCAGGCGCUGCGAGCCUUCGGGGCGCGAGUCAUCGUCACGGAGAUCGACCCCAUCAACGCACUGCAGGCAGCCAUGGAGGGUUAUGAGGUGACCACGAUGGAUGAAGCCUGCAAAGAAGGAAACAUCUUCGUCACGACCACCGGCUGUGAAGACAUCCUGCUGGGAAGGCACUUUGAACAAAUGAAGGAUGAUUCCAUCGUCUGCAACAUUGGACACUUUGACGUUGAAAUUGACGUGAAGUGGCUUAAUGAGAAUUCAGAGAAGAUUAACAUUAAACCCCAGGUGGACCGCUACAUGCUGAAGAACGGCCGCCACAUUAUCUUGUUGGCGGAGGGUCGGCUGGUGAACUUGGGGUGCGCGAUGGGUCACCCCAGCUUUGUGAUGAGCAACUCCUUCACCAACCAGGUCCUGGCUCAGAUUGAGCUGUGGACCAAUACCAGCAAAUACCCCCUGGGGGUCUACUUCCUGCCCAAGAAGCUGGAUGAGGCUGUGGCAGCUGCUCACCUGGAGAAGCUGGGAGUGAAGCUUACCAAACUGACUGACAAGCAGUCCAAGUACAUCGGCCUGCCCAAAGAGGGGCCCUUCAAGCCAGACCACUACAGAUACUGAGACCAACCUGCCAAAGCUCUCCCGCGCUUCCAAAGCUGCUGCAUUCAUUUCUGAAUUACUGGAACGAGUUCUGUCGGGCGUCUCCCAAACACCCCCAGAGCUGGGGCUGGAUCGCUUGGCUCUCUAGACCUUGCAUUUGUUAGUGGUCGUCUUUAAUUGAAGCAGGGUUAGAUUUUUACCAGUGUGUGAAAUGACAGAUCGUUAGCUUACUUUCUGUGGUAGCACUGUGUGAAUUGCCAGCAAGUCAAUCACGCUGAAAAUGAGCUUUCAUGAUUGCCAAACAGUUGGCUUUACCACUCAGCCUAAUGAGAAGGAAACUGCAAUUCUAUUGGAUCUGGAAAUAAAAGAAAUUCCAAACUGGAAUGCACUUAAUCUAAUGAGACGCAUCAAAAGUGAAAUUUGGCUUUAUUAAAAAAAAAAAAAAAAAAAAAAAAAAAUCCUGAAUCCAGAAAUGAGUGCUGGCUUGAACAGCCCCACGUUGCCAACAUUGAUGUCCUGGUUGAACUAAGAGCAGCGUUGGACUCUCUUAUUGGAACUACUGCCAUAAUGUCUUAACACUUGAAUAAUGCGUUUGCUUUAAGCAUAGAAUUCCAAAUAAAUAAACGGUUGGGUUAUGUAA